This is a messenger RNA of Quercus lobata, 1019 nucleotides long. RefSeq lists its product as uncharacterized. Lineage: Eukaryota; Viridiplantae; Streptophyta; Magnoliopsida; Fagales; Fagaceae. The transcript is spliced from 6 exons. Bases 249 to 857 code for a protein of 202 amino acids. The record is from RefSeq and is a predicted model, not a curated record.
ACCCAAAAAUGAAACAACUGACCCUUUCUAAUCGCUUUCCAGUCAGUCAAGCGGUUUCAAUGGUAAAAAGCAGAGAGGCGCAAUAGCUGGUGGAAGGAACUGGAAGUGGAACAUGGGAAACUCUCUCUCACUCGCAGCUUUUCACUUCUACUUCUAGUGCCAACAAGGUUUUAACUUCGAAUUCAAGUGAAAAUUUUGAACAGGGAGUUGCGUUGUUUUGUUGAGGAAGACACGACACAGUAGAGAGAAUGGAGCGUAGUUUGUGGGGUCACUUGCCGCUAUUGACGAGGUCGAAUUCGAAAGAGUCAGUAGAAUACAUUCUCCAAGCCCUCUGGAGAACACGCAAGACCGGUCUCGACGCCGCCGACCGCGACAUCGUCCGCGACAUGCUCCAGCUUGAGAACGAUUCCGACAUCGACCCUCUUUUGGCAUGUCUUCGCAUGUUGAUCCGUAGGUUUGUUUACAAGAAUGUCAGCGAGGUUGACAUUCAUAAACUGUUUCCCACUGAAGUAUUGCCUGAACUACAAAGACUACUGACGCUUCUGCUACAAAAGUUUCAACUAGAAUGGCGGGACGAUUUACUCAAGGAUCAGGUUACUUUGCCCCGGUUGAAGGCAAUGACAUGGGAUAUGGCAAAUCAGGAUGCUGAAUCAGUAGACCCUGUGGCUGUUAUCAAUUUGAAGCUUCAAAAUGAUGCACAGUCUCACUCGGGAGAAUUGGAUGUGAAGUUUCAAUUAGCUCAAGAUACUCUAGAGACAAUGCUGCGUUCCAUGUACUCUAUAAGAGACCAGUUGUCUAACAUGAUGAGACCUCAACCAGGCAUUUAUCCCAAGAAACCAAUGUGGUGUAGUUUAUGAUAUGCGUGAGAUACUGCGACUCUUGGCCCCAUGGACAGCAGCCUCACCCAUACUCUCAAGGUUUUUCUCUCCCCCCAUAGGCAGCAGAGAGAGCGCGUCAAAUAGGACCUCUCUUGCAUGUGGUCUCUUGGCUCCAUGGGCAUCAACCUCACCCACACACAA